Lasiosphaeria miniovina is the source of this 771-nucleotide messenger RNA. RefSeq names its product phosphoenolpyruvate phosphomutase-domain-containing protein. The annotation marks the transcript as partial. Gene Ontology annotation, molecular function: catalytic activity. The record is from RefSeq and is a predicted model, not a curated record. The transcript has a single exon. Lineage: Eukaryota; Fungi; Ascomycota; Sordariomycetes; Sordariales; Lasiosphaeriaceae.
AAAGCCACGGCGCUCAAGGCGCUGCACGUCCCGGGAACACCACUCCGGCUCGCCAACGUGUACGACGCGGCGUCGGCACGCGCCGUGGCCGCGCUCCCGGGGUGCCGCGCGCUCGCGACGGCCUCGUACGCGCUGGCACAGAUGAUCGGCAAGACGGACGAGACAAUCUCGCUGGACGACACGAUCUCGCUCGUGCGGCCCAUCGCCGCCGUCGCGACAGACCCAAACACCAACCUGCCGCUGACGGUCGACCUGCAGGACGGCUACGCGGGGCCGGGCGACAUGGCACGCCUGCGCGAGGUUGUGCGGCUGGCCAUCACCGAGCUGGGCGCCGCGGGCGCGAACAUCGAGGACUCGUGGCACGAGAAUGCCGCUGGGGAAAUGAUGGGCGAGGACGAGGCGGUGGUGCGCAUCGGCGCUGUGCUGGGCGCGGCGGCCGAGCUCGGCGUGCGCGACUUUGUGCUCAACGCGCGCUCCGACACGUUCCACGCAGGCGCGCCGGGGGGGCUGGACGAGUCGAUCCGCCGGGGCAAGCGGUAUCUGCGGGCCGGCGCCACGACGGUGUUUAUCCUGUGGCCGAGAGCGGCCGAGAUGCGGGCCGAGGAUGUGCGGCGCGCGGCGGACGAGCUCGGCGGCAUGGUCAACGUGACGUACCGGCGCGGCGGGACGCUGACGGCGGCGCACCUGGCGCGGCUGGGCGUGGCGCGCAUCAGCAUGGGCCCGCAUUUGUAUCUCGUUGCGGCUGAGGCGCGGAGCAAGGCGGCGAGCGAC